Messenger RNA from Peronospora belbahrii, 1332 nucleotides. The record is from the annotation of a GenBank genome assembly. NCBI's taxonomy places the organism in Eukaryota, Oomycota, Peronosporomycetes, Peronosporales, Peronosporaceae.
AUGUCGUCAAGACCAGUCGCAAGCUCAUUAAGUUUCUAUCGUACUUCUCCACAACAACGUGUAGCUCUAGAUGAAUUCGAAUUGCUUGGUAAUAAACGUGCACAAUUGCUGAAUCAAAUCAGCUCUCAAUGGCACUUGCGGUCGACAAUUCAAGGACGAAACAAGGUUGUGAACGGUAUCGUGGCAUUGGACGAAGUGGCACUACCUUUUGACGCUGAUUUGCUGUCACAUUACGCUUUACGUCUUGCAUUUUGCAGGCAGAGAUGUUCGAUUGAUUGGAAUUGGCUGAUCACUGCUGAAGAAAAACUACUCGCUUUUCGUCUUGGCAACUUACCACCAAUUGAAGCUAUUACAUUGCUACUAAGAGAAGGAAUCGAGUAUGAGAAGCUACUGAAUGCAAGCAAUUCCGAGCGUGAUACAAUGCAACAGGAUAUUUAUCGUGUUCCGUUCACUGAUGCACCUACUUUGGUGAAGUAUCGCGAGGUGAUUAUCCAUGACGGGUUCUGUCUCGUACCUCUAUGUAAGAUGAACAUUGUGGCUGUUUAUCGCUUUCGAAAGUGUCUCGAGGAACAAAUGCACGACUUACACUGCGUUUUACCAGCGCAGUCACUAGAGUUGGAACGGUUAUCGCCGAUUCUCGAUGGUUUUGUUGCGAAAGCUCGUGUUUCGGUUGGAUCUAUGACAAAAAAAGCUGUUAGAUUGAAACUCGACGUGAAAGAGAUCGACCAAAUUGCUGAAAAGCAUUUUCCGUUGUGCAUGAAGCAACUGCAUCGAAAGUUACGCGAGAAUCAUCAUCUCAAAUACGAUGGACGUGUGCAGUACCGAAUGUUUCUCAAAGGUGCAGGAUUCUCGGUGCACGAGUGUAUUCAAUUUUUCCGUAGCGAGUUUAUCAAGAAAAUGCCAGCCGUCAAGUUUGACAAGGAGUACACGUAUCACAUUCGUCACAGUUAUGGGCUAGAAGGUUCUCGAAAAGACUAUGCGCCUUUGGACUGUGAACGCAUCAUUUCUGGUAGUGCGCCAAGUCAUGGAAAAUACCACGGAUGUCCAUUCAAGCACUGGGAUCACAUAACGUUGCAAGAUGAAUUGCGCCGCCAUGGUCUAUCAUUGCAAACAUCCAUGGCGGUUACGCAACAAGCGUCUACAGGUCAUUGUCAGAGUGCAUGCAGAGCUUUUUUCGAUGAAACACACACAUCCACUGCUCGUCAAUUUGCAUCUCAAACGAUACAAAUAUUUCAUCCAGAUACAUCUACAUUGUCGAAUGGGAUUUCAAGCACGAAUCUCAUUAUGCAUCCAAACUUGUAUUUGAGCGCAAGCAUGAGUACAGUGGAGUAG